Molecule: messenger RNA, 2218 nt
Organism: Lolium perenne
Lineage: Eukaryota; Viridiplantae; Streptophyta; Magnoliopsida; Poales; Poaceae
Product: protein DETOXIFICATION 29
Biological process (GO): xenobiotic detoxification by transmembrane export across the plasma membrane
Cellular component (GO): membrane
Molecular function (GO): xenobiotic transmembrane transporter activity; antiporter activity
Source: RefSeq, a predicted model, not a curated record
GAAAAUAUGUUUUUAUGGCAGAGGGAUCAUACGCACCAGGAGUCGAAUUGAGUUUCUGCAACUUCGUAAAAUUUAACUUUAACUAAACCUAAUAUGCUUACUAAAUUGGGGAGGAGGGAGUACCAGGCACUGAGCUAGUAGCCUUUCCAUGUUAAAAAGGGAAAACCUGCACUGCUGCUAGCCCGCAGUUACAUCAUUCAUUGCAGAGUGGCUCCCGCCGUCCCGCGUUAGAUCGUGCUACUGUUCUUUGCCAGCGCCAGAUCUACUGUUCGCGUUAAUUUUUCAACAGUUAGCUUCUUUUCUAGGACCGUGGAAUUUGUAGGAAUACACCCGUAUACUUGGUGUCUCCAAAACAGGACCGUAUGGACAUUUACUCCAUCUCGUGUCUCUGGAUCCCUCGAGCGCAUUCACCAGAUGCAGAAAUGUAAUGCUGCAUACAGAAGCAUGGUAAUAGUUAUGCAAACCCAGCUAUGUGUACAGAUUUAUAUGUGUACAGAUUUAUAUAUUGAUAGACAUAGCCGGCCGCAUCUGUUGCUUUCACUCUUCAAGAGUGUUAGUUAGCAAUGAAGAGGCUCGUCACGGAGAGCUGCAAAGAGUCGAAGCUGCUAUGGCGCGUCGCCUUCCCGGCGGUCCUCACCGAGGUGUUCCAGUUCUCCAUUGGCUUCGUCACGGCUAGCUUCGUCGGGCACAUCGGCGUCGUGGAGCUCGCCGCGGUCACCGUCGUCGAGAGCAUCCUGGAGGGCUUCGCCUACGGAGUCCUGUUCGGCAUGGGAUGCGCCCUGGACACGCUGUGCGGCCAGGCCGUGGGCGCCGGGAAGCUGGACGUGCUGGGCGUCUACGUCCAGCAGUCGUGGAUCAUCUGCGGCGCUACCGCAGUGGCGCUCACUCCGGCUUACGCCUUCGCCACACCCAUCCUCGGGUCCCUCCUCCGCCAGCCCGCCGCCGUCGCGGUCGCCGCCGGGCCGUACGCGCGGUGGGCGAUCCCGCGGCUGCUCGCCCACGCCGCCAACUUCCCGCUCCAGAAGUUCUUCCAGACCCAGAGCAAGGUCUGGGCCUUGACCGCCAUCUCCGGCGUCGCCCUCGCCGUCCACAUCGCCCUCACCUACGUCGCCGUCAACAGGCUCGGGUAUGGCCUCCGCGGGGCAGCCGUUGCGGGGAACAUCUCCUACUGGCUCAUCGACGCAGCGCAGUUGGUCUACCUGGUCAGCGGCCGGUUCCCUGACGCAUGGAAAGGGUUCUCCCUUCUUGCGUUCAGGAACCUCGGUGCCUUCGUCAAGCUCUCGCUCGUGUCAGCUGUCAUGAUCUGCUUGGAGUUUUGGUACUACGCUGCACUGCUAAUUCUUGUGGGUCUCCUUAAGAAUGGCCAGCUACAGCUUGAUAUCAUGUCAGUCUGCGUCAACUAUCAGUUCUGGACGAUGAUGGUUGCGCUGGGCUUGAGUGAAGCAGUCAGCGUUAGGGUGUCGAACGGGCUCGGAGCGAGCAGACCGAAGGAGGCCAAGUUCUCAGUGGCCGUGGCGGCUACAACAUCGGCAUUCAUCGGGGCCAUCUUCAUGGCCGUCUUCUUCAUUUGGAGGAGAAGCUUGCCUAGGCUCUUCAGCGACAGCGAGGAGGUGGUCGAGGGAGCGUCUAGACUGGGGUAUCUGCUCGCUGUGACCGUCUUCUUCGGCAGUAUCGGGCCAGUGCUCUCAGGUGUGGCUGUCGGAGCGGGAUGGCAAAUUCCUGUAGCAUUCGCAAACAUCGGUUGCUACUACUUGGUGGGCAUUCCCGUUGGGGUUCUGUUUGGAUUCAAAUUAAAGCUUGGUGCUUUGGGGAUAUGGAUGGGCAUGCUAACAGGAACGUUGCUCCAGAUGGCGAUACUUCUUUUCAUUAUUAAGGGAACAGAGUGGGAGAAACAGUGUACAAUUACAGGCCUUAUUGGCAGCAGAGAGGAUCAAGGUGGCUGGGGGAAAGAAUGAGGGCCAGACAUUGAUGCCGGCGACAUGUACAGAAGAUGAUCAGAUAGAUAGUUCAACUCUUGAAGUUCAUAUGCAAACAUGCGAGAAGAAUACAGAGUUAGUGUAGAAAGACAAGUAUACAAAUUCAUCUAUAAUUGUGUAAAUUUUGUGCAUUUUCCCUCUGCCGUUGGAAAGCUCGAUUUUUCAUGGCUGUAUGAAGUUGGCAAGAUCAAAGCCUUUACCGACAUGGUAUUAUUUCUCCAUUAAGUUCCCAUUUCGUCGAA